Molecule: messenger RNA, 1070 nt
Organism: Vigna radiata var. radiata (mung bean)
Lineage: Eukaryota; Viridiplantae; Streptophyta; Magnoliopsida; Fabales; Fabaceae
Product: small heat shock protein, chloroplastic
Exons: 2
Coding region: 246-959 (237 amino acids)
Biological process (GO): response to heat
Source: RefSeq, a predicted model, not a curated record
UUACAUGUCUGGUUCUGGAAAAUUCUGGAAAACGAAAUGAUACUUUCAUUUCUCACGACCCCACCCAUGAUGUCGUGUUUUCCAGAAUUUUCCACACCGCCUUCUUCAAAAUUCUAUUCUUUAUAUAUAUAUUUCACAAAAACCCUACCUUCUCCACAUUCAAACACUACCUUUUCUAGAAUUAACAACCUUAAUUUUUCUUCUGUUCUGCGGUCUCAACAGACAGAACACAACACUCUUCACAAAUGGCACACGCUUUGUCCUCUAAUCUGGCUCUUAACCUUCCCACAUCGAGGUAUCUUCUUCACUCCAGACCAACCCAGUUGAAGCCAGCGAGGUUCAUGGUCAUGGGAGAUGCAAGAGAAAAGCUUGACCACAUCCCAAAACCCAACAAGAACCACCAUCCUCUUCCCAAGAAGAAAGCUGCCCCUGCUGCACCCAUAGCAGGGUUGUGGGACAGGUUUCCUACGGCGAGAACAAUGCAAGAGAUGAUGGAGACGAUGGAGAGGAUGAUGGAGGACCCUUUUGCAUUUAGCACGCUUGAGUGGCCUUCAUCACCCUUACCGAGUGAGGGUGUGGGAGGGUACAGAAGAAGAGGAAGGGCACCAUGGGAAGUGAAAGAGGGAGAGAGUGAGUACAAGAUGAGGUUUGACAUGCCUGGGAUGAACAAAGAGGAUGUGAAAGUCUGGGUGGAGGAAAAGAUGCUUGUGGUUAAAGCAGAAAAGGCACCAAAGAAGAAAGAGAUGGUUCAACAGGAUCAACGGCCGAGGCAACCAGAAGAGGAAGAAGAAGAGGGAUGGUCUGCAAAGAGCUAUGGCAGGUAUAGCAGUAGGAUUGCUCUGCCCGACAAUGUCCAGUUUGAGAAUAUUAAGGCUGAGGUUAAGGAUGGUGUUCUCUACAUAGCCAUUCCCAAAGCUAAUACUAGUUACUCCAACAUCCUAGAUAUCCAAGUUCAAUGAUUCAUCUUUCUGUCUUUUAUACUAUACACAGUUUUUGCUUUCAACAACAGUUAAUUAUGUAGGUAUCUACGUAAGUUAUUUUAAUUUCUCGUAAUUUUCUUUCCUUACUGA